AUGCUGUCCACUCUGUUCCGCGCCGGUUACCUCGCUUGGGCAGCUGCUGCUGUCCUGGCUCACGAUAAUGGACUCGCUCUCACGCCGCAGAUGGGUUGGGACACCUGGAAUUACUAUGGCUGCGACAUCAGCGAGGACACCAUCCUAAGCGCCGCGCAGGCGUUUGUCAAGUAUGAUUUGCCAAAGUAUGGCUACGAAUACGUGGUCAUGGAUGAUUGUUGGCAGGCGGCAGAAAGGAAUGCUACCACAGGCGCGCCAGUAGCUGAUCCCGCCAAGUUCCCUUCUGGAAUGAAAGCGCUAGCCGACCAGAUACACUCACUUGGCCUGAAGUUCGGUGUCUACAGCAGUGCCGGAAAGUACACUUGCGGCGGACAUUUCGGGUCUUUGGGCUAUGAAGAGAUCGAUGCAAAGGCGUACGCGGAAUGGGGUGCGGAUUACCUCAAGUACGACAAUUGCUAUAACGAAGGCCAAGCGGGAGUCCCCCUCCUCUCGUACAACCGCUAUGCGAACAUGUCAUUCGCACUCAACGCUACUGGGCGUCCGAUCCUGUACUCCAUGUGCAACUGGGGCGAGGAUGGGCCAUGGAACUUUGCUCCAACCAUUGCCAACAGCUGGAGAAUCUCAGGGGAUAUCUAUGAUAACUACGAUCGCUUCGACGAGCGCUGUCCGUGUCUGUCGAUGAUCGACUGCAAGCUUGCCGGAUACCAUUGCGCAAUGACGCGCAUAAUCGAUUUUGCUGCGCCAGUCGGCCAGAAGGCCGGAGUGAAUCAUUGGAACGACCUUGACAUGCUCGAGGUUGGGAACGGCGGGAUGACAUAUGACGAAUACGUGACACAUUUCUCCAUGUGGGCUGUGCUCAAGAGCCCACUCAUUCUUGGGAAUGAUGUCACCAACAUGACCAAUGAAACGCUGGAGAUCAUCACAAACGACGCGAUCAUCGCCGUCAACCAAGAUGCGAAUGGCUCGCCUGCCGAGCGCAUGUGGAAGAUCCCCAUCGCAUCCGGCGGCGACCUCUCGCUCUGGUCUGGAAGCCUCGUCAACGACACAUAUGUGAUCGCCCUGCUGAAUACCUCCCCAGAGACGCAGACGGCUAACGUCAGCUUCACCGACGUCUUUAUCGACGAGGGCCCUUCAUAUCAGAAUGGAACUUACGCGAUCUAUGACCUCUGGCAGAAGGACAGCUCCGGCGUGUGGGGCAAGGACGUCGGAACAUACACGACGAUGAUCCCGGAUGUGGUAAUUGGGAUGCAUCAGGUGCGCGUGUGGAAGGCGGCACCGGUCUCGAUGGGUAGCAGUAGGAGGAGGCGAGAUGUGGGGGAGUUGUGA
Molecule: messenger RNA, 1326 nt
Organism: Laetiporus sulphureus 93-53
Lineage: Eukaryota; Fungi; Basidiomycota; Agaricomycetes; Polyporales; Laetiporaceae
Product: glycoside hydrolase family 27 protein
Exons: 12
Coding region: 1-1326 (441 amino acids)
Biological process (GO): carbohydrate metabolic process
Molecular function (GO): hydrolase activity, hydrolyzing O-glycosyl compounds
Source: RefSeq, a predicted model, not a curated record